This is a messenger RNA of Lolium rigidum, 949 nucleotides long. RefSeq lists its product as uncharacterized. The record is from RefSeq and is a predicted model, not a curated record. The coding region runs from base 49 to 486 and encodes 145 amino acids. Lineage: Eukaryota; Viridiplantae; Streptophyta; Magnoliopsida; Poales; Poaceae. The transcript is spliced from 6 exons.
AUCAGAAAUGAAGAUUUCUCCUAUCUCGUGAAUUCAGAUCGGAACAUAAUGUCUCGAAAGUCAUACGGGACCAAUGCACCUCAGGCUGGAGAUGGUAAUGCAGUUUUGCAAGUUGUUGCUAAUGAUAUAGUAGGUCAGCCACCACAACCUAAUCAAGCCAUUCUGGGCGAGUUUAUUGGCGAUGCUUUUAUUGAAGAUGGCUACUACAAUCAGGAAAUAAUUGACAUUUCAGAUUCCCAAGGUGAUGUUGACAGUCUUGGAUCUUAUAACAUUGAACCUGAGGAAAUGUCUGGUUCACUCACACCUGAUGGAUCUGGUUUCAAUGUGGGGGGUAUUGCUGAAGGUGUUGGUAAUUCAUACGACCAUACAAAUGAUUUCCUUGCUUCUGUUGAAGUUUAUCCAAGAGAAAUAAUCAAUGCAGUUGGUGACAGGUUACUGAAUAUAGCUAUCUCUUACGCUGAGCGCUCUGAUAGAAGAGAUAGCUGAAGGAUUUGUAUCACAUACUUCACAAGAACAUGAUAGGGUUCCUAGUCAAGGAAAUUGUUUCAAAGUACAGGAUGUUGAAGUCUUAUGGCAUCUUAUACAGUAUACAGAAUGAGGUUCCUCCUGAAUCAUUUGAAAAGAGAAAGAAAACAAGGUGUUUCGGCAAGAAGAAGGUUGAAACCGAGGUGAAGGGCGAUGGGACUCCGGCUCCAGCGGUGGCGGUGGCGGAGGGGCCGAAGCCAGCAGCAGCACCUGUGGCGGGAGGCGAGUCUCACUGAACGGGAGGCGUUGUCCUGAAACUCGUUCGUCUUUGAUUAGUUGACUUUGAGAAACCUGAGAUUUUUGUGACUACGUCUUUGAUUGUAUGCUUAGUCGUUCCUUUGUGUCAUUUUGUUCCUGCUUAGUGGUGGUAGCAAGCGAUUUUUGCACUGCUGUAAGACCUAUUAAGACUAGACAAUCUUUUCUC